CUGCUGUUGCUGAAACCCCUCAAUUGCGCUUAACUACGCCUCCAUAGAUUCACUGCACACAUUACAAUGGCCAUUGCUCCUGCGGUUACCAAGCUUCGCCAGCUCUUGGCGGAUGAGAGCAAGAUUAUUGUCUGUCCGGGGGUCUACGAUGGCUUUACUGCCCAAAUCGCCCUCCAGGAGGGGUUCGAUGCAUUGUAUAUGACAGGAGCAGGCACGACGGCCUCGCGACUGGGACAGCCGGACCUGGGGGUCGUCACAUUGAACGAAAUGCGGGGGAAUGCAGAGAUGAUCGCCAAUUUGGACCCGACAGUUCCGCUGAUUGCUGACGCUGACACGGGCUUCGGAGGAUCUCUCAUGGUCCACCGCACCGUUACCGAAUACAUCCGCGCCGGAGUGGCCGCUCUGCACCUGGAAGACCAGCCGACGAGUAAACGCUGUGGUCAUUUGCGCAACAAGCAACUCGUCCCCGAGGACGAAUAUCUGGACCGCAUCCAAGCCGCCGUGAAUGCUCGCGCCCGGUCCCACGGUGAUAUUGUUCUGAUUGCCCGGACGGAUGCCCUCCAGUCACUGGGGUAUGAUGCCGCCAUUUCCCGACUCAAGGGAGCCAUCGCCCUCGGGGCAGACGUAGCCUUCCUGGAAGGCAUCACGUCCACGGAUCAAGCUCGACAGGUCUGUGAAGAGCUCAAGCCCACCCCCGUUCUCUUCAACAAUGUUCCCGGGGGUGUGUCGCCAGAUCUCUCGGUUCAUCAGGCGCAGGAGCUCGGGUUUCGGCUGAUCAUCUUCCCUGGAUUGGCAUUGGGUGCAGUCUACUCGGCGGUUCGCGGAGCGGUACAACAAUUGAAGCAAACCGGCACGCAGGCGGUGCGAGCGGGGGGGAGUCCGCGGGAUAUAUUCAAUGUGUUGGGAUUGCAAGAGGCAGUGGCGCUGGAUCUAGCUUCGGGCGGGAGGUUAUAUGACAAGGGGGUUUGAAAGGAUGAGAAAUAGGAAUGCUGUCUGUAUAUCAAGUCAACAGAUUGAUGAGCCAUAACUAGCCAUGAGAAAGAUGACACUUUCCAAGAACCCCAGGCACCCCACCCAUCAUGGCCGGGCGGUGAGAUUAAUGCCACGCUC
Molecule: messenger RNA, 1110 nt
Organism: Aspergillus eucalypticola CBS 122712
Lineage: Eukaryota; Fungi; Ascomycota; Eurotiomycetes; Eurotiales; Aspergillaceae
Product: isocitrate lyase/PEP mutase family protein
Exons: 3
Coding region: 67-969 (300 amino acids)
Molecular function (GO): catalytic activity
Source: RefSeq, a predicted model, not a curated record